AAUCCAAGCUGCUCUGCUUCCCUCGCUGGUCCUGGGGCAGCGUUGAUCGGGGCCAGCUAGGGGCUGCAGCCUUCCACUGGCUUCCCUCCUCUCUCCUUGCCCACCCUCCACUGAGGGUGCGGGGGGGCGGCUCCGGCAGGUGAUGCGCCCUGCUGCUUGACAGCCGCAUCUGCAGCCAAGGACGACAGCAGGUUGGCGGGGCCAGGGCGAGACGGCCUCAUGCUGGCGCAGAUUCUCUCUCUGGGUGAGCAGCAGCAGGAGGAGGCGGCGGGGUUUCUCUGAGCUAUUUAAAUCAAGGCUGGAGCCAGCCCUGACAAUCGGCUCGCGACGGAAGCAACGCUACGCUGCGGGGACGGACUUUUAAUCAACCCCCUGCUCCGAUUUCGGUGCAGCCGCCGUGGGCUGCCCGCCCAGCUCCUCCCAGGCCCUGCGCCCCCUGUGCAGUGCAGCCCGGCCCGGCGGGGGCAUGGAGAGCAAGCGCUGCUUCGCCAACCGCUUCGAUGACUACGCGGGCAGCCUGCCGGCCGGGCAGCACCACGAGGCGGUGGUGCCCUGGGUGGCCGCCACCAUCGAGCGCAUCCUGCAGCAGGUGCCCCCGCUGGAGGGCGGCCUGGCGGCGGCGGCGGGCGGCCUGUACGGCGGGCUGGCCGGGAUGGCCUACAUGCUGUACCACGCCGCGCGCUGCCCGCUCCUGGCCCCGGCCCGGGACACCUACCUGCGGGCGGCCCGGCGCCUCAUCGACGCCUGCGUGCGCUACGAGGAGGAGUGGGGGGAGCCGGACGCCGACACGCGGGCCGCCUUCCUGCUCGGCGGGGCCGGGGUCUACGCGGUGGCCGCGCUCGUCUACCAAGCCCUGGGGCUGCCCGACUUCGGCCGGCUGCUGGGCCGGUUCCGGGAGCUGAGCCAGAUCUGCGCCCCCGUCACCUUCCUGGAGUGCGGCUCCGACGAGCUCUUCGUGGGCCGGGCCGGCUACCUGUGCGCCGCCCUGGUGCUCAAGCAGAAGCUGGGCAUGGAGACAUUGACCCCAGGGCAGAUCAGAUCAAUUUGCCAGGCGAUAUUAGAAUCUGGGAAGCAGUAUGCUGUGAAGAAGAGGAAACCAUGCCCACUCAUGUACUCUUAUUAUGGAACAGAAUACCUUGGUGCAGCCCAUGGCCUUUCAUCCAUCCUUCAGAUGCUGCUGUCCUAUUACGAGUACCUUCAGCCUGCAGAUCAGGAGCUUGUAUGGCAGAGCAUUGAUUUUCUUAUGGACCAAGAACAGAACAGCAACUGGCCUCCUGAACUGGGAGAGACAAUUAAGCGGGAGAGUGAGCUUGUGCACUGGUGUCACGGAGCUCCAGGUAUUGCAUACCUGUUUGCUAAAGCUUAUCUGAUUUCCAAGAAGCCCCAGUAUCUGGACACUUGUAUCCGCUGUGGGGAACUGACAUGGCAGAAGGGCCUGCUGAAGAAGGGACCUGGAAUUUGCCAUGGAGUGGCUGGUAGUGCCUAUGUGUUCCUACUCCUAUAUAGGCUUACUGGAAACUCUAAAUACAUCUAUAGAUCACAAAGGUUUGCAGAGUUCUUAUUUACAGAAGAAUUUAAGGCUGGUUCCCGGGCAUUAGAAAACAUAUAUAGUCUGUAUGAAGGCUUCUCGGGGACCGUGUGUUUCCUGAUUGACUUGCUACAGCCCAACCAGGCCGAGUUCCCUCUCUUCAGUAUCUUUGUCUAGAGAAGGAUGUUCUCCAGUAACAUACUGGAACAGCCAUGCACAGGGCACCUGCAGUUUCACUUAUCUGUAAAGGGAGGCUAUUUACAAAAUAAGCCACAUUCAGUGGUACCACUAAUGCUAGCCUUAAUUUUGCAGGGGUGGG
Chelonoidis abingdonii (Abingdon island giant tortoise) is the source of this 1847-nucleotide messenger RNA. It is a transcript of the gene LANCL3, whose product is annotated as LanC like family member 3. Lineage: Eukaryota; Metazoa; Chordata; Testudines; Testudinidae. The record is from RefSeq and is a predicted model, not a curated record. Gene Ontology annotation, cellular component: plasma membrane. Gene Ontology annotation, biological process: carbohydrate metabolic process; peptide modification.